Messenger RNA from Cavia porcellus (domestic guinea pig), 4634 nucleotides. RefSeq names its product SUMO specific peptidase 2 (gene Senp2). Gene Ontology annotation, cellular component: nucleus. The record is from RefSeq and is a predicted model, not a curated record. Bases 204 to 2075 code for a protein of 623 amino acids. Gene Ontology annotation, molecular function: deSUMOylase activity. Gene Ontology annotation, biological process: protein desumoylation; proteolysis. NCBI's taxonomy places the organism in Eukaryota, Metazoa, Chordata, Mammalia, Rodentia, Caviidae. The transcript has 18 exons.
CGUCAGGAGCAGUGGCGGGCGGGCGAGCUGAGGCCCCCUCUGCGCGGGGAGCGUGGAAUACAUGGGCCCUGGAAUCGCGUCACCAGCCGGCGACUGUGUCUUGGCGGUGUGGGCCGAGGCGGGGAAGGAGGCGGCAGCGGCGGCGACAGCUCUGGGGUUUGCGUCUCGGGGUGUGUCGGCCGCCGCUGCUGCUUGGGCUUGGUAUGUACAAAUGGCUGGUUAGGAUCCUCGGCACCAUUUUCCGUUUCUGCGACCGCUCGGCGCCCGCUGCCCGGGCCCUGCUGAAGAGGCGGCGCUCGAACAGCUCUGUGUUUUCUACAGUGGACACUGAUGAAAUACCAGCUAAAAGACCAAGAUUAGAUUGCUUUAUUCACCAAGUGAAAAGCCACCUCUACAAUGCUGCCAGCUUGUUCGGGUUCCCAUUCCAGCUGACCACAAAGUCCAUGGUGACUUCUGCGUGUAACGGGACACGGAAUGUGGCCCCUUCGGGAGAGGUAUUUUCGAACUCUUCAUCUUGUGAACUAAUAGGUUCUGGAUCCAAGAACAACAUGCUGAAACUGGGUAAUAAGUCCCCCAAUGGCGUGAGCGACUAUCCAAAGAUCAGAGUGAUGGUGGCACGCGAUCAGCCGCGGAGAGUCCUGCCCUCGUCUGGGUUUUCUUUGAACUCAGAAGGCUACAACAGAAGACCUAGUGGCCGUCGCCAUAGCAAAGGCAACACCGAGAGUUUCCUGCUGUGGAGACCGCAGGAGCAGGCUGUCACCGAGAUGGCACCUGAAGAGGGUGGCAAGGGGCUGCGGCGUCCCCACUGCACUGUGGAGGAAGGUGUUCAAAAAGAAGAAAGAGAGAAAUAUCAGAGGUUAUUAGAGCGACUUAAAGAAGGUAGUCACGGAAGCUCUGUGCCUCCUGUAACUUCACAUCAUCACAGUUCUCAAAGAAUUCACAUGGACACGUUAAAGACCAAAGGCCGGGUGGAAGAGCAGAACCACGGAGUCAGAGCAACUCAGUUUGUUCCAAAACAGUUCGGAAUGACCAUGCAUGGUGAAUGUUUUGAACCAGUACAGGACUCCGAGGCAGCCACAACUAACUACACGAAAAGGACUUCCAGAGCUGCUUCAGAAAGAGAUAGAGCUUUCGAAACAAGGGGACCCUUCUGUCCAGUGAGAAGUGAAAAAAGGUGUUCAAAGGGGAAAAUUACUGAUACAGAGAAGAUGAUUGGAAUCAGGCUUGAAAAUGAAGGUAGGAGAGGACACCAGCUGGAGCCUGACCUAUCGGAAGAGGUGUCGGCCCGACUCCGCCUGGGCAGCGGCAGCAAUGGCUUCCUCAGGAGGAAAAUGUCCAUACUGGAGGCCAAGGAAAAGAAUUUCACAGGCAAAGAGAGAGACAGAAGAACAGACGAUCUCCUUGAACUUACAGAGGACAUGGAGAAGGAGGUCAGUAACGCUCUUGGCCACGGCCCGCAGGAUGAGAUCCUGAGCAGCGCCUUCAAGUUGCGAAUCACUAGAGGAGACAUCCAGACCUUAAAGAAUUAUCACUGGCUUAAUGAUGAAGUUAUUAAUUUUUACAUGAAUCUUCUAGUGGAAAGAAAUAAAAAGCAAGGCUACCCAGCACUUCACGCAUUCAGUACUUUCUUCUACCCUAAAUUAAAGUCUGGGGGUUACCAAGCCGUGAAACGAUGGACCAAAGGGGUAAAUCUCUUUGAGCAAGAGCUGAUCCUGGUGCCGAUUCAUCGGAAGGUGCACUGGAGCCUUGUGGUGAUGGACCUAAGAAAAAAGUGUCUUAAGUAUCUGGAUUCUAUGGGACAGAAAGGCCACAGGAUCUGUGAGAUUCUCCUUCAGUAUUUACAGGACGAAAGCAAGACCAAAAGAAACAUUGAUCUGAACCUUCUAGAGUGGACCCGCUACAGCAUGAAGCCACACGAGAUUCCUCAACAGCUGAAUGGGAGUGAUUGUGGAAUGUUUACUUGUAAAUACGCAGACUAUAUUUCUAGGGACAAACCUAUCACUUUUACACAGCACCAGAUGCCUCUGUUCCGAAAGAAGAUGGUGUGGGAAAUCCUACAUCAGCAGCUGCUUUGAGAAUGCCGCCCCCUCCUGCCAGCCACUGGUGGGCCCCUCCCAGCCGUCUCCAUAUACCUCCACAUACCUCAUGCAUCGUGGGUUACCGAGUCCCUGCGUAGUGUCUGUUCUCCCACAGGUACCGUGCAUGGAGGCCUCUCCGGGUACGGAGGGGCUGCUUGCCACCCUGACUGUAAGGCUGUGCCUGCUUGGAGCCCUGGACUGUUCAGCCCACACAAGAACAAACGCUAAUUAAUGUUUUGUUUUAAGAGUCAUUUCCCUGGGAAUGUGGGAAAUGCAGGAUCUACUCUAUGAAUCAUUUUUUUCUGUGUGUUUGUUCACAUGUAUUCAUUCGCUCGCUCGUUUGCAAAUGUGGGGCGGUGGCCAUUUCCCACUGCCUGCCACAGUUAACUCUAAGUGAUGUGCUUGAACUAUUUAUUUCGGAGAGAAAUGUCAACCAAGCUACCGCCCCCUGCUGACGACCGGGGGACAGCAGCAGGGGCAGACAGAGCGGUCACUGCCCACAAGAAGGUGGAGCCUUGCACACUCCAGAGGAAGCAGGAUGCCACCACUGGGGGUCUGGUUCAGAGCAAGCAGACACUACCGCGUUGGCACCGUGCGACCCCAGCCGAGGAACCGUGGCCAUCUAUGCUCCCCAGAAGCACACCGAGCUCAUCUCAAAGCCACUUCCCCCCAGAGUUGAGGUGACUCGGCUUACUCUGGAAACUGGAUUCAAAGUAACUGUAAACCCUAAAUCUUCAUUCUGUCCGAGGUCCCGAUGAGUGUAAACCUCAGAAUUAUAAGGGCUGGCCUGAGCUGUUUAUUCAGAAGAUACUGUUCAACUGAAAGCUAUUUUUCCUCAAAGAUUUUUUUUUUUCUAUAUACAAAGCUAAAUUAAGUUUUGUACUCAUUAUGACCAAUGUGCACACCUGCCCCACCCCCACCCCCCACCGAGAUCUGGAAGAAAAUGCAGGGCUCGGUUCCGAGGUCGCCGGUUACACAAUAGUCUAUUUUGCAUAUGGAAGUUUGUAUUUAACUUUUUGUUCAUUAAAAACCUUACAGAUGUGGUUACGCAUUUUUAAUUCCAGAAAGUUCAAAGUUAGGACUGACUGCAAGGUCCAGUGCCUGCUGUCACUUUUCUGGCGUGACAAAGCUGAGUGGCAGUGCCUGGAGAGCGCCUGCAGGGUGAGACCCCGCCUGUGCUCCACCUCCGAGGAGAGCUGGGGCUCUCGGGGCGAGGCCAGGCCCCAGCUGACUCUGCGUCUUGUCAAGGGCCUGGCGAGGUGACCUGGGCGUGCACCUAUUCCAUGGCCAGCGGAGUGGCACAGAGGUCCCGCCCACAGCCCUGACCCUGGGACGCAGUUAGACCCGGGCCCAAUGCAAGCAGACAGCCGCCCCAGCGCAGAAGGCCCGGAGGUUUGCGGGUCUCCGGCAACUGUUUCUGCUGAGCCUCCGCCCUGGCCGAGGCUUGUACCGUGCCAGGCGAGUCCUGUGGCCCUGUCAGUUUGUGUUGUGCCCUGGGGGCGGGGCUGGGGCUGACCCAGUGUCUGAAGGGCUUCUUAGGAGCGGAUUUCACGGGGUCAUUGCCAGCUCUUCAGUCUUCCAGGACCCGGGGCUUCGGAGUGCAAGGUGAGGCAGCAGCGCCACUGUCCUCCAGGCGCUGCCCCCUCCCUCGGGGCGCAGGAGCGUGCUGCUGUUAGGUUCUCUUGGGGUUUUGUUUUGUUUUGGUUUCUUUGGAGAAGGAGCACACUUCCAGUCCAGGCUAAUGGUGAACUCACUGUGGAGCCCAGGUUGGCCUCAAAUAGCAAUCCUGCCUCAGCCUCCUCAGAGUGUUGAGGUUAUAGGCCUGCACCGCUAUGCCUGGAGGUAGUAGAAUUUUUAUAUCUUAACACUCUACAAGAAAAAUAGUCUGGUUAUUUAAAAAAAAAACAUUCAUUUUGUCAGUACCAAAUUUGCAACCCUAAAUUCAGUCAUUCUUUUAAAAUUGCAGUAGUGUGAGGGCCUGAAAAAAGGCCAUCCCUCUUUUUUUUAAUAGGUUGUCUCUGUUACUAAAGCUUGACUGAUUUUUUCUUUCUCAAUAUUUGCAUUGUGCCAGAGCUGGGGUUGGGGUGGAAGAGAAACUUGGGGCAUUUAAAAGAUGUUCUUGGGAGCCCCGUAUUCUACCUCAGUUACUGAACGCUGUAGGGAUUUCUGAGCUUUUCCCUCCAGAGUCCUGAGCACCUUGGGCCCUACAAAGUGGGGCUCUGGGCGGAGUUGUCCUUAGAAACCCAGAGAUGGCCCAAUACAAAUAAGCACUGCAGAAAGGCAGCGGUGGUGACAGUCUCGGUCCUGCAGGCCUGCUCCACAGUUUCUCGGCUUCUGCGAGCUACCUGGGAACUUCAGCACAGUUUCUUUGAGAUAAAACUCCAAGAACCUGCUAUUCAAGUAAACUUUUGGCACUUAGCUCCUUGUAGAUUGGAGUUUUAGCUGGUUACAUUGUAUUGGUUUUUAAAUUUUAAUUUCCUUAAUAUAUACAAGGAUGGAUUUGGGGUAUAUUGGAAUAGACGUUGACUUUAUUUACCAAUAAACUCAUCUCUUUAA